UCCAGUCGGGAACAGAGUUGGGUCCAGUAUUGCCUUCUACAUACGUUGUGAAGCUUCAGAUCAGCAGUUAACAAAAAGGAGCUGGUUUUAGUGGGUAAUCCGUAGGGAUGUAGGAGAAACCGCGGCUGUUUUAAGGUCGAGGAGUGGCUAAAAGGCGGCAGUUUAUUCCUUCUCAAGGCGAAGGGUGAUGGUCCUAGUGCUGGAUGGUCGAGGCCAUCUCCUGGGCCGCCUGGCGGCCAUUGUGGCCAAACAGGUACUGCUGGGCCGCAAGGUGGUGGUUGUGCGCUGUGAGGGCAUCAACAUUUCUGGAAAUUUCUACAGAAACAAGUUGAAGUACCUGGCCUUCCUCCGCAAGAGGAUGAAUACCAACCCAUCCCGAGGCCCGUACCACUUCCGGGCCCCCAGUCGCAUCUUCUGGAGGACUGUACGAGGCAUGCUGCCCCACAAGACCAAACGAGGCCAGGCUGCCCUGGACCGCCUCAAGGUGUUUGAUGGGAUUCCACCACCCUACGACAAGAAAAAGCGGAUGGUGGUUCCUGCUGCCCUGAAGGUUGUGCGACUGAAGCCAACAAGAAAGUUUGCCUACCUGGGGCGCCUGGCUCAUGAGGUCGGCUGGAAGUACCAGGCAGUGACAGCCACCUUGGAGGAGAAGAGAAAGGAGAAAGCCAAGAUCCAUUACCGGAAGAAAAAACAGCUUAUGAGGCUACGAAAACAGGCAGAAAAGAAUGUGGAGAAGAAAAUUAACAAGUUCACAGAGGUCCUCAGGAUCAAUGGACUCCUAGUCUGAGCCCAAUAAAGACUGUUUAUGCCUCA
Ictidomys tridecemlineatus (thirteen-lined ground squirrel) is the source of this 813-nucleotide messenger RNA. It is a transcript of the gene Rpl13a, whose product is annotated as ribosomal protein L13a. Gene Ontology annotation, cellular component: cytosolic large ribosomal subunit; ribosome. Gene Ontology annotation, biological process: negative regulation of translation; translation. Gene Ontology annotation, molecular function: mRNA binding; structural constituent of ribosome. The record is from RefSeq and is a predicted model, not a curated record. Lineage: Eukaryota; Metazoa; Chordata; Mammalia; Rodentia; Sciuridae.